UGCUCCAUUCAAUAUGACGUUCUCUUCUUCGUACAAAUAUUCGGCGCUGGCGCAAAACGAUCCAGAGGCACCAGAAGAAUUAGAAAUGAACAGUCUUGAAGGAUAUUCUGCAGUCGAUUUUGGUGAUCCAAGUCAAAGUGUAAUGGAAUAUGGAAUGCCUGAAGGUUCAUAUGAUUCCGUUUUUACAUAUGCUCCUUACAACGAUCUCGAUAAAAUGGGAUAUAUGGGUCCAGCAAGGCAAGGAAUGAUGCUGGGAAAUAAAUACGGAAACUUCACAUACACAAGAGAUUAUGGUGUUAAUAUGGAAGACGAUAUAAAACCCCUGAGCGCCAUUGAACUGUUGAUCUUCUGUGUUUCAUUUUUGUUUGUUGUGAUGACAAUGCCCUUAUCAUUGCUUUUCGCGUUAAAGUUCAUCUCUACCAGUGAGAAAUUGGUAGUUUUACGCCUGGGAAGAGCUCAGAAGACAAGAGGACCUGGUAUAACUUUAGUUAUUCCAUGUAUAGAUACAACACAUAAAGUAACAAUGUCUAUUACUGCGUUCAAUGUCCCACCACUCCAGAUAAUAACCACAGAUCGUGGUCUCGUGGAACUCGGGGCAACUGUUUUUCUAAAAAUUAGAGAUCCAAUUGCAGCUGUUUGUGGAGUUCAAGAUAGAAAUGCAUCAGUUCGAACAUUGGCAAAUACAAUGCUAUACAGAUAUAUCAGCAAGAAACGGAUCUGUGAUGAUGAGCUGGGAUCAUUUACGUGUCAAUUCGGAGUUGAAAUCACUGACGUGGAAAUUUCCGAUGUGAAAAUUGUGAAGGAAGGAGAGAACAUGGGGAUGUCUGCGUUGAGCAGCGUUGCGAAAUCCGAUGCUGGUCAACAGUUGUGGCAAGUUAUUGGACCAGUAUUCGAAGACUUUGCAAAGGAAUGUGCAGCUGAAGAGAAAGCAAAAGAAAAUGCACCAUUAGUUGAUUUGUCGGAUGUUCCCUCAACUUCAGCUGCGGGAACUUCUACAGAUACACCAAAUAUUCCUUCCAUUGAUAUCGACCAUCUUAUAUCUGUGGCAAGCCUAGCUAUGGAUGAACACUUAGUCCGUCUAAUUGGCAGAGUUUUCCAAAUUAAUUGCAAAGAUAUUGAGCCCAUUUGCAUUGAUUUGAAACAUGGAUCUGGAAGUGCGUAUAAAGGAACUUCCUUAAAUCCUGACGUGGUUUUUGAAACGAGUUUGGAAGUAUUUGGAAAAAUUCUAACAAAGGAAGUAUCUCCAGUCACUGUAUAUAUGAACGGAAACUUAAAAGUGAAAGGAAGUAUUCAGGACGCAAUGCAGCUAAAACACUUGGUGGAGCGAAUGUCAGAUUGGCUUUAAGAAAAUAUACUCAUUUUCUGUUCUCUUUUUUCUCUUUAAUAAAUGUUUUUUUUUUAAUUUAAA
This is a messenger RNA of Caenorhabditis elegans, 1408 nucleotides long. RefSeq names its product Band 7 domain-containing protein (gene unc-24). The transcript has 6 exons. Lineage: Eukaryota; Metazoa; Nematoda; Chromadorea; Rhabditida; Rhabditidae. Gene Ontology annotation, cellular component: plasma membrane; membrane. The record is from RefSeq and is marked reviewed. The coding region runs from base 14 to 1345 and encodes 443 amino acids.